CAAGCACACUCGCAGCUAUAUAAUAAGGAUUGAGGGGACCAAGGGCCACAGUGACAAUGGCGGAUCUCAGGGUGGUUCUGGUGCUGACAGCUCUCUGCAUUGGGACAGCCGUUUCCCUGACGUGCUACACUUGCAGCGGGCAGAGCACCAACACCAACUGCAUGACUGCGACCAACUGCACCGCCUCCCAGACCUACUGCAAGACGUCCGUGAUCGCUGGGGGCAUCGGUAGUUUAUCGGCCGCCACCAUCACUAAGUCGUGUGAGUCCAUUUGCACUUCGGUCAGUUUGAGCGCCAUCGUGGUUUCCACCUCAGUCUCCUGUUGCAGCACCGACCUGUGCAACACCAGCGGCGCCGCCGGAAUCAAACCCAGUUCCAUUGGCCUCGCUCUGUCCCUGGGCUUUGUGCUCCUUCUGCUCAGAAAGUCCUCCUUGUGAUUCCUGCAUCCUGAUUGGCUCCUCCUACUGUCCAACAACAUACGCCGGAUUAAAGAAUAUUAACCGGGGUUAUGGAAAACUAUACCAUUGAAUAAUGUAUAAUAAUAAACAUAUAUUGCAUAAAACAGCUCAUAUGUAAAACCAUCUUCAUUAAUGAUUGGGUAAUCCUAAAUAGGAACCUGCCACUUUAAGAAUUAAGGGCCGCCCCCUGGGAUCAUAGGAGUCACAGUGCACACAGAGCUGCAUCACUUCCUGUCAGCUGAUCUCUGAGGGAGCACACAGCCCAUCACUAAAUGGCGGCUCAAGGGAAAGGAUGUAAAAGGGCAAUAUUUACUGAUAUAUAUAUAUUCCAGUUUGGGGAGAUUCUUUAAUAGGCCACUUAACAUAAUAUAAACUGUCUGUUGGUUACGUAUUCAUUCUGGGGGGGAUAGUUUCCCUUUAAAUACCUUGUGAACUCCAUUGUGAUUCUACCAAGAAACCUGCUAUUUUAUCUGUUUCCUUUAACUGUAUCCAUGAGGCAUCUCUACAGCCUCUGCACCUUCAUUAACCCUGCCCUUUAUUAAUUUAGUUGCCUUUCCCUGUAUUUUUUGUUUUAUUUUAAUAAUCAUCCUUAAUAACAAUCUGAGACCCAAACGAACCCACCUACUUAUAUAACAGAAUAAAUAAACAUACAUUUCAUGUAA
Xenopus tropicalis (tropical clawed frog) is the source of this 1120-nucleotide messenger RNA. Its product is annotated as lymphocyte antigen 6E. Lineage: Eukaryota; Metazoa; Chordata; Amphibia; Anura; Pipidae. Bases 57 to 437 code for a protein of 126 amino acids. The record is from RefSeq and is a predicted model, not a curated record. The transcript has 3 exons. Gene Ontology annotation, cellular component: plasma membrane.